Chelonia mydas (Green sea turtle) is the source of this 2060-nucleotide messenger RNA. RefSeq names its product arylsulfatase family member K (gene ARSK). The record is from RefSeq and is a predicted model, not a curated record. The transcript has 8 exons. The coding region runs from base 1 to 1653 and encodes 550 amino acids. NCBI's taxonomy places the organism in Eukaryota, Metazoa, Chordata, Testudines, Cheloniidae.
AUGAGGGGGCGGUGCGGAGAAGGGGCCCGGACGGUGGUGCUGGCGGCUCUGGUGCUGCUGCUGCUGGCUUCCACCCGCUGGGAAGGUGCGAAGGCGCGUCCUGCGGCUUGGGGACACCUCGGCGCGGGCAGCAGCCAGAGAGCGCGCAACGUGGUGAUGGUGAUGUGCGAUGCCUUUGAUGGAAGGUUGACAUUUUAUCCAGGAAAUCAGACCGUGAUCCUACCUUUUAUAAAUCUCAUGAAAAGAUACGGCACUGUGUUUCUCAAUGCCUACACCAAUUCUCCAAUAUGUUGUCCUUCUCGUGCAGCUAUGUGGAGUGGCCUCUUCACUCAUUUAACAGAAUCUUGGAAUAACUUCAAAGGUUUAGAUCCAAAUUAUACAACAUGGAUGGACCUGAUGCAAAAGCAUGGCUACCACACUCAGAAAUAUGGGAAACUAGAUUAUACUUCGGGACAUCACUCAGUGAGUAACCGUGUGGAAGCUUGGACAAGGGAUGUUGAUUUCCUGCUCAGACAAGAAGGCAGACCCAUGGUGAAUCUUACUGGCAACAAGACAUUUAUGAGAGUGAUGGAAGAAGAUUGGCAGAAUACUGAUAAAGCAACAAGUUGGAUAAGGAAAGAAGCCACUAGCUUUAAUCAACCAUUUGUUCUUUACUUGGGGUUAAAUUUACCACAUCCAUACCCAUCACCCUCUACAGGGGAAAAUUUUGGGUCUUCUACAUUUCUAACAUCUCCCUAUUGGCUUGAAAAGGUGACAUAUGAAGCCAUUAAAAUUCCAAAAUGGCCUCCUCUUUCAGACAUGCACCCAGUAGAUUAUUAUUCUUCUUACACCAAGAAUUGCACUGGGCAGUUUACAAGGAAAGAAAUCAGAGAUAUCAGAGCAUUUUAUUAUGCCAUGUGUGCUGAGACAGAUGCCAUGCUUGGUCAGAUCAUUUCAGCUCUAAGUGAUACAGGACUUCUUAAAAGAACCAUUGUUAUAUUCACAGCAGAUCAUGGAGAACUUGCUAUGGAACAUCAGCAGUUUUAUAAAAUGAGCAUGUAUGAAGCAAGUUCCCAUGUUCCUCUUCUAGUUAUGGGGCCAAGCAUUAAAGCUCAUCAUAACCUAUCAAAUGUGGUAUCUCUUGUAGAUAUUUAUCCAACUAUGCUUGAUAUAGCUAGAAUUCCUAUCCCGCAGAAUCUCAGUGGAUAUUCCUUGAUACCAUUGUUGGCUGAAAUGGCAGAAGAUGACGUCUCAUCCAGAAGGCUGCACCCCCCAUGGGUCCUGAGUGAAUUCCAUGGAUGUAAUGUGAAUUCUUCCACCUAUAUGCUUCGAACUGACAAAUGGAAAUAUAUAGCAUAUUCAGAUGGGCAUUCAGUACCUUCUCAGCUCUUUGAUCUGUCUGCUGAUCCAGAUGAACUAACAAACAUAGCUACAACAUUUCCAGAAGUCACACAUUUCUUGGACAAAAAGCUUCGCUCCAUAGUAAACUAUCCAAGAAUCUCUGCCUCUGUGCACAAGUACAACAAGAAGCAAUUUAUCAACUGGAAACAAAGUUUGGGACAGAAUUAUUCCAACGUUAUAGCUAAUCUCAGAUGGCAUCAGGACUGGUUAAAAGAACCAAGAAAGUAUAAAGAUGCAAUUCACAGGUGGCUCCAAAUGAACACUAAUGAAUAAAGUAACUGCAACAAGGGAUUAUUGACUGCCCUUAUAGUAACAAUUUUUGUUAAAUGAGCGCAAUGAACGCACUCAGGAAAUGAAAAUAUGCAGUUGUAAUUGCAACACUAUAUAGUUCAUAACAUCACAAUUUGUUUGCUAAUUUAAAAUAGCAAUCCAUGAAAAUAAAGCUCGCACAAGCUUUUAUAUCCUUGUUAGCAAGUUAAAUGUUUGUUAUAUAACUGACCAUGAUACCAAACCUAGCUCCCAUCAUGUAAAAUUUAAUAUCUGUGAGGGUUAAUCAACUUUUAAGAAUCAUGGGAAGGAAAUACACAUAUAUAAAAAUUGCUUUCUAUAAAAUACUGUGUAUUAAGAAAAUACCGAAUGUAUUAGCCAAUUAAUAUUUAAGCAAUAAAAUGCAAAGCAGA